Lactuca sativa (garden lettuce) is the source of this 528-nucleotide messenger RNA. RefSeq lists its product as uncharacterized. Gene Ontology annotation, cellular component: Golgi apparatus; endoplasmic reticulum. The record is from RefSeq and is a predicted model, not a curated record. NCBI's taxonomy places the organism in Eukaryota, Viridiplantae, Streptophyta, Magnoliopsida, Asterales, Asteraceae.
UUCUCCGAAUCUAUCCCUAUCUUCUUCUCUAAUCCAAUUCCCGAAAUGGAGUUCAAAUCCAACAAUAUUUCUGAAGACAACAACAACAAUCACGGAUGGCAGAAGGUUACUUACGCUAAGAAGAACAGGAAGAAUCAGCCUAAGCAGCAGGUGCCUCAACCAAAGGCGCUUCCAAACGGAUCCGUUGUCGCUGGUAAUGAUAAUGUCUUCACUGCUAUUGAGAAGAAAUCGGAGGAGCGUAGGAAGGUUAUAGAAGCACAGAGAUUGUCGAUUUAUGAUCCUGCUCCUCCUCCGGUUAAAUCGUCAAGGAAGAAGAACUACUCCGAUUAUGAGGACAACGAUGAAGAGGUUGCCAAUGGUGUGGCUGGGAAUGAUGAUGUUGAGGAGAAGAAGAAGAAACCGAAUAAAGUAAAGAAACCUAAGGUCACAAUUGCGGAAGCGGCGGAGAAGAUCGAUGUCGACGACCUGGCUAGUUUUCUGUUGGAGGUGACGACUUCAUUCGAGGCACAGCAAGAUUUUGAAAUCUGA